Messenger RNA from Rhincodon typus (whale shark), 3129 nucleotides. Its product is annotated as volume-regulated anion channel subunit LRRC8C-like. Lineage: Eukaryota; Metazoa; Chordata; Chondrichthyes; Orectolobiformes; Rhincodontidae. Bases 421 to 2694 code for a protein of 757 amino acids. The transcript has 2 exons. The record is from RefSeq and is a predicted model, not a curated record. Gene Ontology annotation, molecular function: protein binding.
CACAAUCGCUGGCAAUAUAUUUGAGAUCCUAAUUAUGUGCUGCAAAACAAGAUUUUUCCUAAAUGUUGCCAUUGUUUCUUUUUUACCUUAAAUUGGUGUCAUCUGGUUCUUGAUCCUUUCACUAAUGGAAUCAAUUUCUCCCUAUCCAGUCUGUCCAGACCCCUCAUGAUUUUGAAUACCUGUGUCAAAUCUGUUCCCCAUGGAGAACAGUACCAGCUUAUCCAAUCUAUCUGUGUAAUUGAAGUGUCUCAUUCCUGGAGACAUUCUCAUGACUCUUUAUUGUAACCUCUCUAGUGUCUUCACAGUUCUUCCUAAAAUAUUGUGCCCAGAACCGGAUCCAGUACCCCAGUUGAAGCUGCACUGGUGUUUUAUAUAUCAACAGACAAGAUAAUAUGUGUCCCUGUGCCAGAAGGUUUCUCAAUGGCCACCAUGCAAUGGAACAAAACUGCUCUUAAAGGUCGUAAACUAAAUAGUUUUGAUUCUGGAUUUAAGACUGAUUUGGACCGUGAGCAAUACAACUUGAUGGAUCAAUAUUGUUAUGACCAUGCAAUUCAAUGGUAUUCAAAAUAUUUCCCAUACAUAGCUAUCAUUCACACACUUAUAUUUUUGAUCAGCAGUAACUUUUGGUUCAAAUUUCCAGGAACAAGUUCCAAAAUUGAGCAUUUUAUAUCAAUUCUUGGAAAAUGCUUAGAUUCUCAAUGGACUACUAAGGCACUUUCAGAAACUGUUUAUGAGGAUUCAGAUCUACAGAUUCCACAAAGAACAGUUUUAUCAACAGAACCAUCUGUAUCUUGCUCUUUAAACUUAGAGCAAUCGUCUGAUACCGCCCUUUUGCUGGGACAAAAAGAAUCCAGUAGUGACAGACUGUGUGACAAUGAUGCACAAGCAUCGUUGUGCAAACCUCCUUCGAAGACUUUCAAAACUGUUGGAGGUGGUGUUUAUGGUCAUGCUGCAGUGAAAAUCUUAGAUAAAAAGGAGGGUGAACAAGCAAAGGCAUUGUUUGAAAAAGUCAAAAAGUUUCGUCUGCACACAGAAGAAGGUCAUAUUCUUUAUAUGAUGUACAUAAGGCAAACUAUUUUACGUACAGUUCAGACAAUUCUUGUUCUUGCUUAUUUUGUAACUCGGAUUCCUCAAAUGAAACACAUUGUGCAUUGUGUAGAUAAAAUUCAUAUCACAGGCUUUACAGAAUUUUUCUGCAUCCAUGGUCUUUGGAGGAUAUUCAGGAUGUUGUCUAUCGUGUAUGUAGUUGUCAUAUUCAUUUAUUGUAUAACCUGUAUCUACACAUUGUAUUGGAUCUUCUAUUUUAAACUUAAGGAAUACUCAUUUGCAUAUGUCAGGGAAGAAACUGGGAUUGAUGACAUUCCUGAUGUGAAGAAUGAUUUUGCAUUUUUACUGCAUCUGAUUGACCAAUAUGAUAAACUGUAUGCUAGGAAAUUUGCUGUGUUUCUUUCUGACGUUAGUGAAAACAAACUCCGUCAACUGAACCUCAACUAUGAAUGGACACACGAGAAGCUUCAGCAACGUAUUGUUACUAAUGAAGACAACAAAACUGAAUUACAUCUCUUUAUGCUGCCUGGUAUUCCUAAUAAUGUUUAUGAUAUUUAUAACCUGCAAGUACUAAAAUUGGAAUUUAUUAAGGAUGUUUCUAUUAGUGCAGCCAUUUCACAGCAAACGUCACUCCAAGAACUGUGGGUAUACAACUGUAUAAUAAAAGUAGAAAAUCGAGCACUUGCAUUUUUAAAAGACACAAUAACAAUUUUACGAGUUCGAUUUGCAAAUGCUUAUGAAAUACCACAGUGGAUGUACUGUCUAAAAAAUCUCCGUGUACUUUAUCUGGAAGGAAACUUAUUAAUUGACAACAAAACUUCGAUUGUCCUCCAAUCAUUAUGUGACUUAGAACGUCUUAGGUCUUUGCACCUGAAGUCCAAUGUCACCAAAGUACCUGCUGCAGUUAUUGAUGUUGCCCAUCACCUUCAACACCUCACAAUUCACAAUCAGGGCAAAAAACUCACCACUCUUAACGGCCUCAGGAAGAUGCUGUGUCUGUCUGUUCUAAAGCUGUAUAACUGUGAUCUAGAGAGGAUCCCGAGUGCUGUAUUUAGCUUGAGCAAUCUUCAGGAAUUGGACCUCAAAGACAACAACCUGAGGACAUUAGAAGAACUGGCUAGUUUCCAGCAUCUUCGCAAACUCUCCAUACUCAAACUUCAUCACAACAAAAUUACACAAAUUCCUCUAUACAUUGCCAAGGCUAGUUCACUGGAAAUGCUUUCUUUAACUAAAAAUAAUGUUGCUUUUCUUCCCUCAAAUCUCUUCAAGCUUACUGGAUUACGACAUCUUGAAGUUGGUCAUAAUAGUAUUACAAGCAUUCCUACUGAAAUAGAACAGCUGGAGGAUCUUCAUUAUUUUGACAUUGAAAGUAACAAAAUAUCUGAGCUACCUUUGGAACUGUUUUAUUGUACAAAACUUAGGGUGUUGAUACUUUCAUACAACCUUUUGACUUCCAUUCCACCCAAGGUGAAAAAUUUGACACAACUGAGACAAUUGGAUCUGAAAGGGAACAAAUUGCAAUAUUUGCCACCUGAGCUAGUGAAGUGUCAGUGUUUGAAGAGGAGUCAGUUGAAUGUAGAAGAGGAUAUUUUCAACACACUGCCAUAUGACAUUAGAGAAGAGUUUCUAAACAGGGAAUCUAGGUGAACAGCAUGUAAACUUCAAUAUUUUAAUUAAAUGAAUAGUUUCUCUCAGAUUUUCAUGCACGUCAGAUGUGUAACUAUUUGAAUAGAUCCUUGUGUUUUAUUCAGCCAGAACCUUCGCUGGAAAUAGUUUGAUAUUUCAAGAUACUUCCAUCCCAAAAAAAAGCAUAUGCCAGCUGUAGCAGAAGAGUUAAGAGGGAAAAUAAAGAACAAGGGGAGAUAAGUAUAAUGCUCAGCUGGCUUAAGAUCCUGCCAAAGAUGGAGGGAGGCUGACCCAGAACAGGAAGACCAGAGAGAACUUGAGGACUUGUCAGAGAUUGGGAAGAAGAAGAAAGGGAGGGGUUUAUAAAUGAAAAUGAUAAAUACAGUGUUUUAGUAAGCAUAGGACCAAUGAAAAUUGAGAAAUAAAUUCUGUGCAGUGAAGGAGGGCUUAUGUAAG